Candidula unifasciata is the source of this 1302-nucleotide messenger RNA. Lineage: Eukaryota; Metazoa; Mollusca; Gastropoda; Stylommatophora; Geomitridae. The record is from the annotation of a GenBank genome assembly.
AUGGGCAUGAGGGGAACAGUGAUUUUACUUCUAGCGCCAAUGAUUCUACUAACCUGGCAAGCUGCUUCACAAAACUCUUGUGACCCGGGAUGGUUUGGAUCCUUGUGUCAAUACAAAUGUCGAUGUAGACAGAAUAAAUGCGCUGCAAACGGUGUCUGUACAAAUAAUGCCUCGUGUGAAGGCGGUUGGUUCGGACCAGCAUGUCAGUACGCGGAUCUCGCCUUCAGAAGUUAUACAUCGGCAAGAUGGCAGUCCCAAGACGGAGAUGACAAGACAUGUUUAACAUCAUCUGACAGUGACAGCAUAACUGUCAAAUUAAACAAAACAUAUCACUUCAGCUGGCUCAGAGUCCGACUCAGCAAUCCCGAUCUCCUUUACAACGUGACAGUAUACUUCAGGAGGGACAACAGCUUGAACUGUACAAACAAAAGAACGUCUCGAGUAGACAACACAACAUUGGACAUUCACUGUGACCUCCACGCGAAGGUCAACGAAUUGACCCUUUCAGGGGCUGGCGUACCACAUCUGUGUUCUGUCUACAUCAGUGGAGGACGCAAUCUAGCUUUAAGACAAAACACUACGCAGUCAUCUCUCUAUGAACUAUUUGCUACAUCGGACAAGGCAGUGGAUGGCAACACAGAUAAAGCCUACACAAAGAAAAGUUGUUCACACACUGAGGGUGGUAAGGACUACCCCAACUUAAACCUGACUCUCUCGAGACCCCAGCACGUGACCAGAUACGUCAUAUACAACAGAUCCAAUCGACGUGAUCGACUGAAAGGAUUUGUACUGACAAGCUACAGUCAGUCGUUGACCCCAGUGUUUAACUACACGGACAGAAAAGCCAGCGCCCAGCUAGUUUACACGGUGAUAGCCGACAAUGUGACUGUACCCACCUAUCUGGUAAAUGUUGUAGCCACCGAUACAAGGGAGAAAAUUCUGACGCUGUGUGAGCUGGAAGUCUAUGGAGAGUCGGCGUGCCCGCCUGGACAGUACGGACGUGAGUGUGAGCACACCUGUAACUGUGCUGGGGAUCAGUCAUGCUUCGUGAGUACUGGAGGAUGUUCUUCUGGUUGUGCUGCCGGCUUCCAGGGAGAGGACUGCAUGACACGAUGUGACCCAGGCAGGUAUGGUCUAGGGUGUCAGUCGUCCUGUAGCCAGUUCUGUGUGAGAGACAAUGAUACCAGGACAGAUUUUUGUAAUAACACAAAUGGAGCAUGCCUCUAUGGAUGUCAGGAUGGUUACCAGGGCCCCACCUGUACUGAAGGUACGUCUUUAGCAUUUAACCACAUACAGAAUUAG